Messenger RNA from Chaetomium fimeti, 2620 nucleotides. RefSeq names its product PUL domain-containing protein. The coding region runs from base 117 to 2543 and encodes 808 amino acids. Gene Ontology annotation, molecular function: ubiquitin binding. The transcript has 3 exons. The record is from RefSeq and is a predicted model, not a curated record. Gene Ontology annotation, cellular component: cytoplasm; nucleus. NCBI's taxonomy places the organism in Eukaryota, Fungi, Ascomycota, Sordariomycetes, Sordariales, Chaetomiaceae. Gene Ontology annotation, biological process: ubiquitin recycling; proteasome-mediated ubiquitin-dependent protein catabolic process.
CUUUUUACUGUCACCAGUUCUUCCCUGGGCCGACUUUCAAGUGCACGCACAUUACCCCGCCUGUGCCCACCUUACCAUCUUGACCAACACACAUCACCUCGCCUCGGCAGAUCGCGAUGCCGGACUUCAAGCUUUCGGCCCAGUUGAAAGGUCACGAAGCGGAUGUCCGAGCCGUGUCCUUUCCCACCCCGAAGACCGUCUUCUCGACUUCCCGUGACCAAACGGUCCGUCGGUGGCAGAAGACCGCCGACAAGCCCACAACAUUCGACGACACGAUAACAAGCCAGGGACACGGCUAUAUAAAUUCUCUCACAUUCCUCCGCGCCUCUUCUACCUGGCCCGAAGGUCUUGUCCUUUCGGCCGGCCAAGAAGCCAUCAUCGAAGCGAAGCGACCAAACCUAACUACAACCGACAACGCCGAUCGUCUCCUCAUUGGCCAUGGCCAUAACGUCUGCACUCUCGAUGUAUCCCCCCGCGGAACUUACGUUGUAUCCGGUGGCUGGGAUGGGAAGGGGCUCGUUUGGGACACGGAAAAGUGGCAGAUAUCGGCCCAGCUCAUGCACCAGGGCGAGGUCAAGAGUGUCUGGGCUGCCCUGGCCUACGACGAGCACACGGUGAUUACGGGUAGCGCCGACACCCAUAUUCGCAUCUUCGACAUUCGUCAGGUCAACGCCAACGGCGAGGUCGAGCCACGGCGUACCCUUAGCACCAGCUCUGUUGUCCGCGCCAUAUGUAAGCUUCCCAGCGGCAUCAAGGGCCAUCCGAGCGGGGCCGAGUUUGCAAGCGCCGGAAACGACGGCAUCAUCCAGCUCUGGAAAAUGAACGGUACACAAGUCGGGGCGCUGCAAGGACACGACAGCUUCAUAUACUCUCUCGCUUGCCUACCCACGAGCGAAAUUGUCAGUGCUGGGGAGGACCGGACAGUCCGGAUCUGGAGGGGGUCGGAGUGUAUCCAGACAAUAACACACCCUGCCAUUUCAGUAUGGUCGGUUGCCGUGUGCCCCGAGAACGGAGACAUCGUUUCCGGCGCCAGCGAUAACAUGGUCCGCGUUUUCACUCGCAACGCAGAUCGCAUGGCACCGCCCGAGGCUCUGUCCCAGUUCGAGGAAUCCGUCCGGGCAUCCGCCAUCCCCCAGCAGCAGCUCGGCCCUUCGAUCAACAAGGAACGGCUAAACCCGAAGGCCUGGCUCCUUAACAACGCAGGCAAGAAGGACGGUCAGGUAACUACGGUUCUGGAAGACGACGGCAGCAUCGGGGCUUAUCAAUGGUCGUUGAGCGAGCAGCGGUGGGUUCACGUUGGAACCGUCGUGGACUCGACUGGAAGCAGUGGACGGAAAGUCCAGUAUAAUGGUCAAGAAUACGAUUACGUCUUUGAUGUCGACAUCGAGGAGGGCAAGCCCCCACUCAAGCUGCCGUAUAACCUCACCGAAAACCCAUAUGAGGCGGCAACCAAAUUUCUAGGCGACAACGAACUUCCCAUAUCAUACAUCGAUCAAGUGGCCCAGUUCAUCGUCACCAACACUAAGGGGGCAACCAUUGGCCAGAGCACCGAUGCCCCCUCUGCCGACCCAUACGGGACAGAGUCACGGUAUGAGCCGGGGCAAACAGAACAAACGAAGAAGUACCUACCGCACACGGAGUACCUCGCUCUUACGCAGGCCAAGUGGGAACCGGUGGCAAAAAAGCUCAAGAGCCUCAACGAAAAACAUGUGUUGGCUGGAAACAAGCAUAUUGCCUUGAACCCCGAUGGUGUCAACCGUCUUGAGACGGUUCUUCAAGCUGCAAUGGGAACGGCGAUCCAAAAGACAACCCCCCCGGCGCUCCUCGAAUCCCAGCGUAACAUUUACACGCUCGUCACGCAAUGGCCCUACGGCGACCGGCUUCCGACCCUCGACGUCCUCCGCUGUUUGGUCGCAUGGCCGGGUUCGGCAUCGCUCAACGAUAGCAACUACGGUAGCGUUGUCGACAUUAUCCUCCGCGGCGCUCUCGACAGCCAAGACCCAGUCCCCUCCAACGAGACCCCCUUAGACGAAUUCAUCAAGACGGCGGACGCCUCCAAGUUUAACAUCAACAACGUGAUGAUGGCCGUCCGCGCAGUCACCAACCUCUUCGCCACCCCUGAAGGCCGCACCCUCGUCACUUCGGAAGCAACCGCUAUCUUGACUCUCCUAGCGCGCAUCGCGGGCGUGGCGGAUAACCAGGCCGACCCCAUCGGCACGGCUAACAACAACCUUCAGAUCGCUCUGACCUCGGCAACGUUCAAUUACGCCUGCCUCGCUUACAACCAGAGGGACUCGAUCGACAGCGAGCUCCUGAUGCAGCUCUACCCGAUAGCGGAAGCGGUCAUCCAACGCCAGACCGACCCGGAGGUGCUAUUCCGCGCGCUCAUGACACUGGGGAUGUUGGCGGCCGCUGGUGGGGAUGCGCGGGAGGUGACUGAGGUUCUGGGGCUGCGUGAGCUGGCGGCGGAGGCGGCCAAGAAGUCGGACGAUGCGAGGAUCAAGGCGGUUGCGCAGGAGUGCUCCGCGUAUCUAAAGAAGUAGGGUGUGGUAGUGCUACGAUGGGCUCUGUGUUCGGGCGCGGUGGGUGUAUGGGAUGAGGCGUGGACGCUCGGCUUGGU